This is a messenger RNA of Drosophila eugracilis, 1777 nucleotides long. RefSeq names its product lipase 1. The coding region runs from base 88 to 1329 and encodes 413 amino acids. The record is from RefSeq and is a predicted model, not a curated record. Gene Ontology annotation, molecular function: hydrolase activity, acting on ester bonds. Lineage: Eukaryota; Metazoa; Arthropoda; Insecta; Diptera; Drosophilidae. Gene Ontology annotation, biological process: lipid metabolic process. The transcript is spliced from 6 exons.
AGUGGAAAGAUGAUCAGGAAAACUGGGCAAUUAGUGCAUCCAUGCCAGGCUGGCCACCAUCACAUCCGACUUAGUUGAAAGGGUGAAAUGAGUGGGUUAGGCUGGAUCGAAGCCAUCAAAGUAAUGCUCAUCGUGUGUGCAAUCGGCAGAAAUGCCUUCGCCUCUCAGCCGGAGUCGCGAUAUAAAUGGACUACGAUGGACUGGCUGGAGGCCCAGAAUGUCACUCAUGAAGUGCACAAUGUGACCACGGCGGAUGGCUAUCAGCUGCAGGUGCAACGUCUGCCGCGUCUGGGAGCUAAGCCCGUGCUUCUGGUUCACGGACUACUGGGCUCCUCCCUGGGUUGGGUCUGCCUGGGUCCUGAGCGGAGUUUGGCCUUUCAGCUGUACAAGCGCGAGUACGACGUUUGGCUGGCGAACCUGCGCGGAGUGGCGCCCUACGGACGGCAGCACAUCGACUUGACCGAUGUGAUGGCCGAUUUUUGGCACUACAGUUUCCACGAGCAUGGCGCCUACGAUUUGCCAGCCAUAAUUGACCACAUGGCGGAGGUCACAGGCGGUGAGCAAGAGGAUCAUAAAGAUGGUCCCGAGGCGGAUGAGGAACAAAUGCCGCACCAGGUGCUGCUAAUUGGACACUCUCAGGCCUUUAAUGCAUUCCUGGUCCUGUGCUCUGUGCAUCCGCGGUUCAACCAGCGCAUUCAGCUGAUGCAGGCCCUGGCACCCUUGGCUCGACUGCAUCGACAGGUGCGAUUCGAUUCCUUUCAGGUGCGCAACUUUAUGAAGUUUAUCAAGAAACGCCAAAAGAGUAAUAAGUUUGAGAUCUUUCCGCCUGGCUACUUUCGAAAAAUUUGUCAAAGCAAAAGAGAUCUUUGCGAAUAUUAUACCAAGCAGUUGGCAGGCAGUGCGCAGAGUAACAAAAAGUUACUAGAACCCUUUAACUACGAAAACCUACUACAAGGCGGUUCCGCGAGGGAGAUAAAACAUCUACACCAGAUAUGGAAAUCGGGUGACUUUAUUUCCUAUGAUUUUGGACCAGUUGAGAAUAUGCAAAUAUAUCACGGAGUAGAAGCCCUCUCUUACAAUAUAAGUCAGAUCACAGUGCCGAUUAUUUUAUAUUUUGGAGAAACCGAUGCGAUUGCCACGCCAGAAGGCGUACAUGCGAUCUAUGCCAAAAUGCUAAAAUCAGUGAAAAGUGUAAGGAGAAUCAACUCGCCAAAGUUCAACCACUUUGAUUUCCUGAUCUCCAACGAUGUUAAAGGCCUGGUCAACGACAAGUUAAUUGAGCAAAUGGGACAGUUUCUGGAUGGGCGAUUGCCAUACGUAAUUGAAUGACCGCCAAAUAAAAAGGUGUCAUCAAAGGCGUUCAUUGAGAUCCAUUGUACUACCAAAUGACGAACAAAAAGUAAUUGCCCAGCGAAAUGGUUUAUUUGCCUUGGCAUUCGGCCAAAAAUGACAAUUAUGUAAUGCGGUAGCCAAAACCAAAAUCAUAAAAAAUAUAUACAUAUAGAUGUAUAAUUCAAAAAGGCAGCCGCCAAGUGGUCGACACUUUUACUUUCUUUUGAUGGCCAACACAAAAAAGGUAUCUGUUUGCAGUGUCUUUUGUGCUGCUUUUGGCCAAAAAAAAGGUUUGGGUUAUUAAGUCAUAUCGAUGGUAAGACGAAAGAGGAGAACUAAUGAUAAUUACCUUAAUGGAAAUGUUUUGACUGGUCUUACAACGGGUGGUAGGUGGGUGGUUUGCACUUAAUAAAUAUUGUAAAUUUAACAGGUGAAUUAUUAAAAC